This is a messenger RNA of Didymella exigua CBS 183.55, 1007 nucleotides long. RefSeq names its product Sm-like ribonucleo protein. The transcript is spliced from 3 exons. The coding region runs from base 294 to 683 and encodes 129 amino acids. The record is from RefSeq and is a predicted model, not a curated record. Gene Ontology annotation, cellular component: spliceosomal tri-snRNP complex; U6 snRNP; P-body. Gene Ontology annotation, biological process: spliceosomal snRNP assembly; P-body assembly; mRNA splicing, via spliceosome. NCBI's taxonomy places the organism in Eukaryota, Fungi, Ascomycota, Dothideomycetes, Pleosporales, Didymellaceae. Gene Ontology annotation, molecular function: U6 snRNA binding.
CAAAAAUAUCGCAUCAUUGUAGUGAUUCGAACGACAAUUCCAAGGCUUUUGGCACGUCGUUGCAGGGUGAUCGACUGUCUAACUUCGUAGUUCUUGUAGGGCUGAGCGUCGCCAAGGCGAGCGCAUGGACUAGUGACGAUCUACCAGUGCAGCAACUUGACGACAGCACGGUUGGCUCUCAGCUCCACAAGCACCAGCGACGUCGACGGUGAAUCUACUCCUCCAACCGCAAUUUCAAUAAAAGACCAUAUACACUUCAGCUUAUUGCUCAUUCGCCUUAACACAACGGCAAGAUGCUCCCAUUAGGCCUUCUCACGGCCGCAACGGGCCACCCGAUGCUUGUAGAGCUCAAGAGCGGCGAGACACUCAACGGCCUGCUGGUCAACUGCGACACAUGGAUGAAUCUCACAUUACGGGAGGUCGUGCAGACGAGCGCAGAUGGCGACAAGUUCAUGCGGCUACCGGAGAUAUAUGUCCGUGGAAGCACAAUCAAGUACCUGCGGGUACCGGACGAGAUCAUCGAGGUUGUGAAGGAGCAGCAGGUCAAGGACCAGGCGCAAAGAGGCGGACGCGGUGGCAUGCAUUCCCGUGGAGACCACAGGGGCGACCGGGGCGGCAGAGGCACACGUGGACGCGGCCGAGGCCGUGGACGGGGCGGCGGCGGCAACAGUAACAACGCGUGAGUUGAGUGAAGAGAAGGCAGAUCGAACACAGCAGCUUUGCGAAAGCACUAUUGGGCAUAUAUCCAUAGUCCUGUGCGUACAGCGCUCCGCAAGGAGACCCAGGGCCGUCCUUUUCGUUCGACACACGGCCAUCGACGUUGGCCCAAACCGCUCGACAUGAGCUCGGGAGCUUUGUUUAGCCUGACAAUAUGCGGCAAUCCUUAAGGGUUCUCCUACGCUCACAGGCGAAGCUCUCGUCUGCUGUAAGAGACGCCGUUUGACAGAGUCGUUAAUGAGAAAAGUCCAAGCAAUCUACCAAAAUCUCGAAAGGCCAUCCCAAAAGAG